Molecule: messenger RNA, 2679 nt
Organism: Spea bombifrons (plains spadefoot toad)
Lineage: Eukaryota; Metazoa; Chordata; Amphibia; Anura; Pelobatidae
Gene: UBTF
Product: upstream binding transcription factor
Exons: 20
Coding region: 188-2266 (692 amino acids)
Source: RefSeq, a predicted model, not a curated record
GGGCGGGGAGAAGGAGCAGGCAGCGCCCCCCCUCCCCUGGAUCUCGCCAUUACCCAGGGGCUGCUGCAGCUGCUUUGUCUCCGAGAUCCGGCCGCUGGAGCCCGGGGCUGCACCUUUUGUCCUUGGGAAGACGAAGUCCGGGGGUGAGAGUCCCAAAGACUUCAGCUAACGGCCUGUCCUGCUGAGGAUGAACGGAGCAGCCGGCAGAAUAACAGAUUCCAACAUGACUGCCCCUAAAAAUCAAGACCAAUGGACACAAGAAGAUAUGCUCACCUUACUUGAAACAAUGAAGACCAUCCUGCCGACGCAAGAUAACGCAAAGUUCAAGACCACCGAGUCACAUCUUGAUUGGAACAAGCUGGCGUUCAAGAAUUACACGGGACCCAUGUGCCGCCAAAAGUGGAUGGAAAUUUCCAUGGAGGUCAGAAAGUUUCGGACACUUACAGAGUUGAUCUUGGACGCACAGGAACAUGUUAAAAACCCCUACAAAGGCAAGAAGCUGAAGAAACAUCCAGAAUUCCCAAAGAAGCCCCUCACCCCGUAUUUUCGCUUCUUUAUGGAGAAAAGGGCGAAAUAUGCCAAACUUCAUCCAGAGAUGAGCAACCUGGACCUAACAAAGAUCCUGUCCAAAAAGUACAAAGAGCUACCGGAGAAGAAAAAGUUGAAAUAUAUUCAGGAUUUCCAGAGGGAAAAACAAGAAUUUGAGAGGAACCUAGCCAGAUUCAGAGAGGAGCACCCAGACCUCAUGCAGGCCACCAAGAAGUCUGAUGUUCCAGAAAAGCCGAAGACCCCUCAGCAGUUGUGGUACAACCACGAAAGAAAGGUUUUCCUCAAACUGCGGCCUGAUGCCAGCACAAAGGACAUCAAGGAAGCUCUGGGCAAACAGUGGUCUCAACUUUCUGACAAGAAGCGUCUGAAGUGGAUCCACAAAGCUUUAGAACAACGGAAACAGUAUGAGGGCGUAAUGCGCGAGUACAUGCAGAAGCAUCCGGAACUGAACAUUCCAGAGGAGGGUAUCACCCGGUCCACACUCACCAAGGCAGAGCGUCAGCUGAAGGACAAGUUCGAUGGCCGGCCAACUAAACCGCCACCGAACAGUUACUCGAUGUACUGCGCCGAGCUAAUGGCCAACAUGAAAGAUGUCCCCAGCACCGAACGCAUGGUCCUCUGCAGCCAGCAGUGGAAAUUGCUUUCCCAGAAGGAGAAGGACGCGUAUCAUAAGAAAUGCGAGCAGAAAAAGAAAGAGUAUGAAGUCGAGUUGAUACGCUUCCUUGAGAGUCUUCCAGAAGAGGAGCAGCAAAGGGUCCUGUCUGAAGAAAAGAUGGUGGGUCUGAACAAGAAGGGAAUAGGCAGUCCAGCAUCAAAGUUGGCAGCCCAGGAAGCUGCAAAGCAGGGGAAAGGCAAAUCGGCGCAAGCAGAAAAGAAGAAAGCGGCCGAUGAGAGAGGAAAGCUCCCCGAGACCCCCAAAACAGCAGAAGAAAUAUGGCAGCAAAGCGUGAUUGGGGACUACCUAGCCCGGUUCAAGAACGAUCGAGCCAAAGCAUUGAAGGCUAUGGAAUCCACGUGGGCAAACAUGGAAAAGAAGGAGAAGAUCAUGUGGAUCAAGAAGGCAGCAGAAGACCAGAAGCGCUAUGAGAGAGAGUUAAGCGACAUGAGGUCUGUUCCGGCCACGACUACAGCUGGGAAGAAGCUUAAAUUCCUGGGAGAACCCAAGAAAGCCCCCAUGAACGGGUACCAAAAGUUUUCCCAGGAGCUUCUGUCAAAUGGAGAGUUGAAUCACCUUCCCCUUAAAGAGCGCAUGGUGGAGAUCGGCAGCCGAUGGCAGAGGAUCUCUCCUACCCAGAAGGAAUACUACAAAAAAAUGGCUGAGGAUCAGCAGAAGGCAUACCGCCUGCAGCUCGAUUCUUGGAUGAAGGGUUUAUCAUCUCAGGACCGUGCAGCGUAUAAGGAGCAGACAAACAAUAAGCGGAAGAGCACAACAAAAGCACAAGGUCCUCCCCCGAAAAGCAAGGUCGUCGUGUCCGAGGAUGAGGAUGACGACGACGAUGAUGAUGACGACGAUGAUGACGAUGAUGAUGACGACGAAGAUGACGAUAAGGAGGAAUCCUCUGAGGAAGGAGACUCCUCUGAAUCUAGCAGUGAAGAAGACAGUGAUGAAGGAGAAGAGAAUGAAGAGGAUGAUGAAGAAGAGGAAGAUGAUAAUGAAUCUGGCUCCAGCUCUUCUUCCUCCUCUUCGGGAGACUCUUCUGAUUCAGACUCCAACUGAACGCCAGCUCUAAAGGGUGGGGGGUGGGAAUAAUAGGCUAUGUCUGAUACCUUUUUAACCCUGUUUUUGGCUCUUAGGGUCUUAUAGGGUGGCUUGGAACUUGCCAUCGUAUAAGGAUGAUUUAUGGGGUUAAUCUAUGAAGUGGGUAAAGACACUGGGCCUUUGUGCUUCCCCACUACUGGUACAUCCUUUGCGUCCCAUGUUCUUCUAAUUUGUGGUCCUUCUGAAGUCCAUCUCCUUUUGUUAUCCUCUUUGUGUUAUCAUCAUAGUCCACCAGACCAUAUUGUUGUCGGGUUAUCCCAUAUUUUUUUACUCCUAAAGGCAUCCUAUGGCUAACUGUUUGGAGAGCCAUCUUUCAUUCAACCGCUCCUCAUCUUUCAUUCAACCGCUCCUCAUCUUUCAUUCUUCUGCUC